Messenger RNA from Saccostrea cuccullata (small rock oyster), 2965 nucleotides. Its product is annotated as centrosomal protein of 152 kDa-like. Gene Ontology annotation, cellular component: centrosome. The record is from RefSeq and is a predicted model, not a curated record. Gene Ontology annotation, biological process: centriole replication. NCBI's taxonomy places the organism in Eukaryota, Metazoa, Mollusca, Bivalvia, Ostreida, Ostreidae. The transcript has 17 exons. The coding region runs from base 119 to 2965 and encodes 948 amino acids.
UUUUCAAGAAUUAUGGGAUAUGUUGUCAAAUGGCGCUCUCUUCGAAGGGAUACAGAAUUUUGAUGUCAGCCAUGUGACUUAUGAAGCUCAAGGUCGUUGAGAGAGGUCAAGGUACAAGAUGAGUACAGACCGAAGUGCCCUGAAUCCUGGUCUGAGUAUGAUGAACUUUGAUGGCCUUGACCUUCAGAGUCAGCAGGAAAAGGAGCUUCAAAGGGAAAACGAACAGCAACAAAAUGAGCUGAAAGCUCUGCUGAAGGAUGCGUUUGAUGAUUUAAUUGAUGAAGAUGAUGAGUUUUCUGUGACGUCGGAUGAGGGCGGAGACUCACGGAAUCACAGCCUCCACUUCAGAUCCAAGGAGGAUACUGAGCCCAUUGUGGAGGAGGAUGAAGAACCCUCUGCCAUGGUGUUUCCCAGGGAAGGAUGGAACAGGAGAACGUUCCCCCUACCCACCUCCACCCCUCUGGGGGGUCUCCCAACCAUAGCGCAGAGUCCGUACGGCUCGAUGUCCUCACUGAGACAAUCUCAGGAGAGCCUUAGGGCUUCUCAAGAGCUGCUGAGAUCAUCUCAAGAGGGAAUUUUAAGAAGAUCCCAUGAGGGCUUGUUAGAGAGUGAUGGUUACCAUAGUAACAGUGAACAAAGCAGCACCAAAUCAUCCAAUCACCAUCAUCGGCCUCAACGACAUCAUCACCAUCAGUUUCACCAGGUUCCUGAAUGGUCCAAUCAAAAUGUCUUCUCACAUCAGGGUCAGCCAAAUGUUUAUGACCCCUCUCACCAUGGUAACACAUACAUACCGCAUCAUGUGACUUCGGAGGAUCAUUUUAGGUAUGGGGAAAUUCCAGAGAGACAGGAAGCAGAGGGUGGGACAGAUGAACAUUCAGAUGUCGGGGGUCUGCCUGGGCAUUACCAUUAUCAUCAUCUUCAUCAUUAUAUUGGCUAUUACAGUGACCGACAGGAUGAAGAGGAGCAUCCAAGGGCAGACAACCCAUACAAGCCAUACUCAGACACACCCCAUUCUCAAGGAUACCAACACACUUUACAGUCAGACCAAGGUUAUGUCACAAAUUCUACCUCAGUUUCACAUGGGCAUCCUGUUCAUGCUACCCCAGUCUCAACAGGGCAUCCUGUUCAUUCUUCACAAGAAUAUCCUGUUCAUGACAGUGUCCCAGAUAAGGAUUUCAAAGGAGAAUACCAGGUUACCUACAAACGUAGAGAAGACCGUGAAGAAAGCGAAAGUGAAGAAGAAGUGCCAGAGGUCAAAGAGAAAAGACAAAAAUUAGAGGAGGUUCAUGAAAAUACUGGACCAGCUGGAGCUUUUGACAACAGACAGUUUGCACAGCUUCAGAUCCUGUACAAAGCCCGAGGCAGCAAACUCGAGGAGAUCACCCGAGACUUUGAACAGUACAAACAAGAGACAAGCAGGGAGAUCAGGAUAUACAAACAUCAAAUCUCUCUGGCCAAAGGUGAGAAGGAGGGGACCUCCACCAGUCUCAAACAAUGUCAGGAUCUUCUGAUGGAGGCCAAGACAGAGAACGCCCAGCUGAAGGGGAAACUCCAGGCUACCGAGAGUCAGGUGGAGGCCCUACAAAGGGGGAAAGAGGAGGCAGUUAAAAGCCUGCAGACAGCCGAGUCCACGAUUGAAACUUUGAACCAGCAGCUUGCUGAGAUGGGGGCAUCAGACAGUCUCAACAGAGCUAGAGUUGAGCAUGAGCGAGUUUUGUCAGGAGUUCAGCAGAGACAUGACAAGGAGGUCAAAGUUCUCAAAGAAAAGAUUGAGAAUCUCACUGAUAAACUCAAUGAUUUGAAUGCAGAGAACUCUACUUUGAGACAGAAACUAAACGAGAGUUAUAAAGAAGCAGAGAACUCACAGAUCUCACGAGCCGAGACCAUCAAUCGUCUGACCCGCAGCCUGGAAGAUUCCCAGAAACAAUGCAGGAUGCUCCUAGAGUCAGCCUCUUCACAUGAAGCAAGUCAAUUGAAGAUCCAGCUGCAGCAGUGUACAGCAUCUAAAAAAAUCGCUGAUGAAAUGAUUCUCUCUUACCAGGAGGAGGUUAAAGACUUGAAGGAGCAGCUGAACAUGUUUGAGGCGGCGUCUUGUCUGGGCGUGCUCAGUCAGGAGACGACAAGGGAGACAAUUCAUGACGACUCCAUGAUGGACCUCGGAAUCAAAAAGACAAUAGACUUUGAUGAAACUCCAGAGCCUAUUAAAUUCAGUUCUGUACCAAAAGGAGCAGAGUCCCAGGACCUAGUGACCAAUCUAAAAAUAGAACUUGAAAGAUGCCUUCUUAGCAACAAGGAAAAGAGAAUCCAGGUGACCAAGCUGCAGGAGGAAAUAAGGACUUGUAAGAAGGAUCUAGAGGAGUUCCGAAUGCGCUGCGAAAGAGCCGAGAAAUCUGAAUCAGAUUUGAAGUCCAAACUCCAGGAGUGGGAGGAGCUAGUGAGAUCUGAUGACAAGGUGUCAGCUGUGGAGGCCCGCCUACAGAAGGACAUCAAGAACCUCAAAAGGGAGAAAGAGGUCCUCAGUGAAGAUGUUGAGGUAAGGAAGGGACCUGGGGGGCCUCAAAAGGGGAAAGAGGUCCUCAAAGAGGAUGUGGAGUCCAAACUCCAGGAGUGGGAGGAGCUAGUGAGAUCUGAUGACAAGGUGUCAGCUGUGGAGGCCCGCCUACAGAAGGACAUCAAGAACCUCAAAAGGGAGAAAGAGGUCCUCAGUGAAGAUGUGGAGGUAAGGAAGGGACCUGGGGGGCCUCAAAAGGGGAAAGAGGUCCUCAAAGAGGAUGUGGAGGUAAGGGAGGGACCUGGGGGGCCUCAAAAGGGAGAAAGAGAUCCUCAAAGAGGAUGUGGAGGUAGGAGAGGGACCUGGGGGCCUCAAAAGGGAGAAAGAGGUACUCAAAGAGGAUGUGGAGCAUUCAAGAAGUUCUCGGUGAGGAUUGGAGGAUUUGAAGAAGAGGCUGGAGGAGGUGGCGUCUAG